UUGUGUUUCAUGCAGGUGGCUAGGAAAACCAAAGAUGCAUAUGUGGAUGUGGUUUGGCUACGACCUCGGGGAGUUCCUGUUCGCAGGGCUCACGAUUAGCACACGAUGGGCCUUCGCCUUGACGUGGAUCGUGCUUUUCUUCGUGGCGUUACUUUUCGAAGGAUCAAAGGUUUAUCUGGCGAGAGUACAAAAGGAGGCCCACAAGAAAUUGCACCCUUAUCGGUCAGACGAGAGGCGAAAUCUGUUAUGUGAACGGGAACAAAUUAACGCGAUGGAGCCAACUACUAGUCGCAAUACAAAUUCUGGUCAAGUUAGCAGAUGGGCGUCCUUCCGCGUCAGGACGUUGGUGAACACGCACCAGACCACAGUGUUUAUGGUGCACAAUAUAGUGGGCUACCUCUUGAUGCUCACCGUUAUGAUGUACAACGUUCACCUGCUGCUGGCUGUCGUCUUCGGAAUGAUGUUAGGGUAUUUCCUUUUCGGGACAAAACUAACUCGUCUACAGAUGCAAUGCUUUAGGACCAAGAGGCUGGUGAUCUGCACGCCGGAAUGUGACGACACAGCUGAGAACUCGACACCACCUCUUCUGCAGUCUCCUUUAAAUUCAGAGUCUAAUCUAUUCACAUGUCAGACAAGAACAUGCAUCCAGCCAUCACACUACUUCCCCGUGAGCACUUUACAAGAUGGCGGUGAGAGUAGCAACGCCACGUGUUACUAUGGUGCUAAAAAGUGUCCAUCGAAAGUUGCCAGAGCGAAAAAAAUGCAAUCAGGGUCAAGACAAUGUCACAGUAGUGGCAGUGAGAAGGAGGAAAGUCCGAGCGUCGAGGACACGCAACUCUUGCGCAGUGAACACGGCUGUUGCAUGAAAAAGGAACCGAAAGAGGAAAAAUGCUGUAAAUCUAGUCAAAGCACGACAGUCAUCAUUCACGAAACAGAAAGUCACGAUGAUAGUUCAGAAACGAAACUAGAGCCGAAGAGUAGAGAAGACAGUCCACAGAUAACGUGCUGUCAUACGAAAGCGUCACCUAGUGAGAGUCAGGAACAGAUAAUAAAGUGACAUUUGUUUUGUUAUAAUCUGCGGAUACUGUGUAGUUGUUAAAGAGGCUCAUAGAUGUACAGAUCUAUAUUUAAAAGUUUUUAUCUUUGUACAGAUUUAUAUUCUUGUUACUUUAUAAUUAUGAAAUGUAGUUUUAAGUUUGUUAUAGCGAAUUUUUAUCUAUAUAUUUAUGAUUAUGAAUAUUCGGUUCCAAUACCAAGUGCUCAAUUAAUAUCUAUGUUAAACUAUAGCAAUAAAGGCAAUAAUUGGACGUGCCACUUGCCAGUUAGUAUAAUUUACUUGUCAUGACUAUAAAUAUACAAAAAUAUAUAAUAUGAACAAAUUUCAGCACUGUCUAUAAAUAGAAUGUGACGUUAUUUAAUAUGUAUUAUUUGAAUUAAUUUGUAUAAAUGAGACAAUACCUUGUAAAUAAAGUGUAUGAAUUA
Molecule: messenger RNA, 1482 nt
Organism: Melitaea cinxia (Glanville fritillary)
Lineage: Eukaryota; Metazoa; Arthropoda; Insecta; Lepidoptera; Nymphalidae
Exons: 7
Coding region: 35-1057 (340 amino acids)
Biological process (GO): copper ion transmembrane transport; intracellular copper ion homeostasis
Cellular component (GO): plasma membrane
Molecular function (GO): copper ion transmembrane transporter activity
Source: RefSeq, a predicted model, not a curated record